AUGACUAAAGUUACCAGGAAACCAGAGGAAUCCAGUAGAGUUGUGAAACAACUAUUUCCAAACAAAAAGCGAUUAACCUUAGGCACAAAAGGGAGGAAAAAAAGGAGGAACCCCUAUCAACCCAAGCCCAGAAGUGGUGGCAAGGUGAAGAAGAUGCAGAGGGGAAUAAAAAGACUGCUGCAUGGGAGCUCACGAAAAAAAUCCUCUACUACUAGUACAGCAAUUCCAAGAAAGGUGAAGAGAGUGAAAAAAUCCAAGAAGUUUAGACCACUAGCAAAAAUGUAA
Molecule: messenger RNA, 285 nt
Organism: Nycticebus coucang (slow loris)
Lineage: Eukaryota; Metazoa; Chordata; Mammalia; Primates; Lorisidae
Product: spermatid nuclear transition protein 3
Exons: 2
Coding region: 1-285 (94 amino acids)
Source: RefSeq, a predicted model, not a curated record